Messenger RNA from Aphanomyces astaci, 1702 nucleotides. RefSeq lists its product as hypothetical. The coding region runs from base 1 to 1413 and encodes 470 amino acids. Gene Ontology annotation, cellular component: intracellular membrane-bounded organelle; membrane. Gene Ontology annotation, molecular function: heme binding. The transcript is spliced from 4 exons. NCBI's taxonomy places the organism in Eukaryota, Oomycota, Saprolegniomycetes, Saprolegniales, Verrucalvaceae. The record is from RefSeq and is a predicted model, not a curated record.
AUGCCGUGGGUUGCCAACAACAAUCAAGUUGGCGAGUUCCGCCUGCCGUCGCAUGCCGCCUUCCUAAAGAGCGCGCAAGCGUCUCUGUCCCCGAUGCAGACGUUUCGAGCGCAGCAGUAUGAGCACAAGGUGCCAUUCUGUGUGUACCUCCACCCGUCGCAUGCACCAACGCAGUCGUCGGACGCGUUGUUUGUGUACCCUCGAACGUAUGCACAGUAUGUGUCGCAAGUUCGCUUUCUCGACGACGUUCCUGAAGACGCCGUCUGGUGCAGCGCUGAACAAUUGAUCAAUCUGGAACUGUGCGACAGCCAAGAAGCGACGUGGCGAUGGUACAAUCCCGCGCAAGACCCCGUGGCGGCGUCGAUCACGUUUGAGAUCCGUCCACUGGUCAGUCCACACAACGAGGCUGCACCAUACGUAGUCGACGUAGCCGCCGUCAAGUCACGUCUGGCCGAACUCGGACAUGGCAACAUCCUCACCGAAAACGAGCGCGUGGUGCUGUACGUGCACGACAUGCCGCUGUUCCUUCGCGUCGUGCACUUGGAAGGCCACGACCCUCACGAAACCGAAUUCACAAUGCCGAAUGUGUUUCGUGGUCGCGUGGACGCCGCGACCACGUCCUUCCAUCUCGUCAAGGAGAACCCCGUCAGCGACGAGUACGCCUUGAGCGACACCGCCGACGAUGAUCCGCUGCCGGCCUCGUUCAAAGGCUCGGUCGUCAACGUGUACACGAACGAUGACGAAAUGUUCCCCGUCAAGAAGAAGCUCCUGUGGCCGUGCAUCAAGCUCACGUCCGCCGUCAUGGCUGGCCAUGGAAUUCACAAGGACAAAGCGAGCGUCGUUCAUGUGGAUGUGGAUUGCCUCACGUUUGACCGCGUCUUGCUCUACUUGGAGCAUGCGGCGCUACACCCCGACGAUUCGUUCCAGUUCGAUCCGCAUUUCACCGACGGAUUGCUGCAUGCCGCCCGCACCGUCGGCUGCCAGGGCCUAGAAGACCUGUGUCGCAUAAAGAUGGGCGAAUUCGAGUCCCGCGUGCGGAAACACGCCAUCAAGUACAGCUACGUGGUCGAGCGCAACGUCGUGGGGAAUGAAUUUUGGCUCAUUAUGGACGGUAUGGUGCUCGACAUCACGCGGUGGCUGCCAGAGCACCCCGGCGGCUCGGAACUCAUUCCAAAGGAGGCGCUCAACGUCGACUGUGUCGGCAUGUUUGAAGUGUUUCAUGCGUCCAAAGCGUCGUUUCGGUACCUCAAGCAAUUUUACAUUGGCGAACUGGGCGAGAAAGAGCGCCAGCUGUGCCCCAAUGGCCACACUCACAAGGACAUUCCAAUCCCGUCGAGUGGGUUUAUGGACGAAUUCAAGCGGUACACGUCAUGGCGGAUUAGUCCCGAAGAAGCCGUGCAUGUGAGCUUCUAAAGCUGGUAGUGUUGUUGCGGGGGAUCUGCUGGCUCGGUGGACGAAGUCGCGACGGGCACAAAGGACGAAGGCGGCAGCUUACAAGUACUUGUAGGUCGUGUCAUGGUGCUGGUGCUGUCGUCGAGCAUCAUGUUGGCGGGUUUGAGUAGCGUUUGAAAGUGCGUCAUGGCCCUCUCGUUCGUGUCGAGGCAGUUGUCGGCACAGAGACUUUGGUACACUAUCGAAUACAUGGCACCAUAUCGACGAUCAAACUCCAUGCCAUCGUUGUCUGCCCUACAUACAUAUAUCA